AUGGCUGCUGCUCGCGAAGAAGCCCGCACCCCAAUGGAUGUCGACACCAAUGGCGUCAAUGGCAAGACAGAACGGAGCCCUACGCCCCCGCCCCACCGUUCGAACGGCAACACUGCCGAAGCCGACAACUUCAAGCUGGCCGGUAACAAAUUCUUCAAGGAUGGCAACUACACACGCGCUAUUGAGGAGUUCAACAAGGCCCUCGAGAUCAGCCCCGACUCGUCCGUCUACCUGUCCAACCGCGCGGCCGCCUACAUGGCCGCGAACCAGUACCUAGCCGCUCUGGAGGACUGUGAGCGCGCCCGCGAACUCGACCCCACCAACACCAAGCUCAUGUACCGUCACGCCCGCAUUCUCGUCAGCCUGGGUCGUCCGACCGAGGCCCUCGAUGUGCUCGCCCGCGUCGAGCCCCCGGCUUCUGCCACUGACAAGGCCCCCGCCGAAAAGAUGCUCCGGUUUGUGAAGCAAGCCGAGGAGGCUUUGGCGGAGGACCGUGGUGUGUCGAUGGUGCUGUUCUGCCUGGACCAGGCGCGUCAGAUGCUGGGUCAGGGGGUCAAGGAGCCUCGCAAGUGGACGCUGAUGACGGCCGAGGCGCACUUGCGCAUGGGUAACGACAACUCCUUCGGCAAGGCCCAGGAUAUCGCCAUCGGCAUGCUGCGCGAGAACAGCCAGGAUCCCGAUGCUAUGCUGAUCCGCGCCCGCGCGUUCUAUGGCAUGGGGGACACCGAUCAGGCGUUGAAGCUGCUCAAGAUGUGUCUGGGUCUGGAUCCCGACAUGAAGGCGGCCAUCAAGAUGCUGCGCAACGUGCAGAAGUUGACGCGCACCAAGGAAGAGGGUAACACUGCCUUCAAGGCCAAGGACUACCGCAAGGCCAUCGAGUUGUGGACCGAGGCUGUCCAGGUCGACCCCAAGAACAAGGACCAGAACGCCAAGAUCCUGCAGAACCGCGCCCAGGCCUACAUCAACCUGAAGGAAUACGAUAAUGCGGUCAGUGACUGCACGGAGGCUCUGAAGUUGGAUCCCAGCUACCUCAAGGCACAGAAGAUUCGUGCCAAGGCUCAUGGCGGUGCUGGCAACUGGGAGGAAGCGGUGCGCGACUACAAGGCUGUGGCGGAGACGAACCCGAUGGAGAAGGGCAUCCAAGAGGAGAUCCGCCGGGCUGAGUUCGAGCUGAAGAAGGCACAGCGCAAGGACUACUACAAGAUCCUUGGGGUUUCCAAGGAUGCCUCCGAGCAGGAGAUUAAGAAGGCUUACCGCAAGAUGGCCAUUCAAUACCACCCCGACAAGAACCGUGAUGAUCCUUCUGGCGAGGAGAAGUUCAAGGAGAUUGGUGAGGCUUAUGAGACUCUGAUUGAUCCUCACGUCGACGGAGGAGCUGGAGGUUGUUGUUGUGGUGGUGGCGGUGCCGUAGGGCCGGCGGACGCGAUCGUAGGGGCGGAAGGAGUGGGCGUCGUCGUCGGCGGUUGCGGAGGAUGUGGUGGUGGUGGUGGUGGUGGCGGCGGCGGCGGCGGCGGCGGUGGCGGUGACGAUUGCGGUGGUGGUCCUCCUGCUUGCUGUUGUUGGUAUUGA
Molecule: messenger RNA, 1569 nt
Organism: Aspergillus uvarum CBS 121591
Lineage: Eukaryota; Fungi; Ascomycota; Eurotiomycetes; Eurotiales; Aspergillaceae
Product: DnaJ and TPR domain protein
Exons: 5
Coding region: 1-1569 (522 amino acids)
Molecular function (GO): protein binding
Source: RefSeq, a predicted model, not a curated record